This is a messenger RNA of Quercus lobata, 785 nucleotides long. Its product is annotated as histone H2A. The coding region runs from base 127 to 561 and encodes 144 amino acids. Gene Ontology annotation, cellular component: nucleosome. Lineage: Eukaryota; Viridiplantae; Streptophyta; Magnoliopsida; Fagales; Fagaceae. Gene Ontology annotation, molecular function: structural constituent of chromatin; DNA binding; protein heterodimerization activity. The record is from RefSeq and is a predicted model, not a curated record. The transcript has 2 exons.
AAUCAAUCCUUACUUCAUAUCUACCUCUCCCUGUCACACUCUUUACCCUUCAAAUCUCAAUCCUUCAUUCUCUAUAGUUUUCGUUUCAGUCUUGCCCGGCAGGUGUUUGUGUUUUUGUCUCUUAGAAUGGAUAAGAAAGGUGCCGGUGGAAGAAAAGGUAGCGGCUCAAGGAAGAAGUCGGUUACCCGGUCCGUCAAAGCUGGUUUGCAAUUCCCAGUCGGUAGGAUAGGCCGGUACCUUAAGAAAGGAAGGUACGCCCAACGUUGUGGAUCAGGUGCCCCUGUUUACAUGGCUGCUGUGCUUGAGUACCUUGCUGCUGAGGUGUUGGAGUUGGCUGGAAAUGCAGCUCGUGACAACAAGAAGACUAGGAUUAUCCCAAGGCAUGUGUUGCUAGCUGUGAGGAAUGAUGAAGAGCUUGGAAAAUUGCUUGCUGGUGUUACUAUAGCUCAUGGUGGGGUCCUUCCUAAUAUCAACCCUAUUUUGUUGCCAAAGAAGACUGAGAAGACUACCAAAGAGCCCAAGUCUCCUUCCAAGGCUGCAAAGUCACCCAAGAAGGCUUAGCUUAGUCUUUAGCCUAAAUUUAGAAGCUUGGUUUUCAUUUUGUAUGUAAGCUGGUUUUAGGAUCUUGCUUAUUUUUUGUUAAUUUUUGUUGAUUGUUGUGUAGGGGAAAAGUUAAUGGAUUUGAAACAGCUAUGUUAGGAUUUUGGCAAUGAAUUAAUGGAUGAAAUGAAACCACUUGUUUCUACUACCAAAAAUUAAUGGGUAAUGUUAUUAGUAUUUUUUGU